This is a messenger RNA of Paramormyrops kingsleyae, 2136 nucleotides long. RefSeq names its product kelch-like family, member 42 (gene klhl42). The record is from RefSeq and is a predicted model, not a curated record. Gene Ontology annotation, molecular function: protein binding. NCBI's taxonomy places the organism in Eukaryota, Metazoa, Chordata, Actinopteri, Osteoglossiformes, Mormyridae.
UUGCAGUUCCCUUGAUUUAAUAAAUUAAGAUAUAAAACAAAUGGCUGAAUAGCUGUAAACUAUCGGUCGAUCUAUGGGCUGAACAUUACCUUAUAUAGACCUGGUUUCUGGCUGUGAGAGGUUCCUGGCUUGUCCUGGUCUUAAAUGUAAACGAAGGACACAAGCACCAACUUCGUGACGAUAUCUCCUGCCACCGCACCCUGGCGCACGCUCAAGUAGCAAAAAAAGGAAUGAGAGAGCGAAAUAGGCUUUGCAAUUAGACGCCAAAAUGUCAUCCUCGGAGCAGAUCAUUGCCAUCACUAUUGAUGACAAAACGUACAAUGUGAGCAAAAGCAAGCUGAUAGAAAAGAGCGACUACUUCCGCGCUUUGUACAGCUCCGGAAUGCGGGAAUCAGGGGAGGACUCGGUGCAGCUGCAGGGACUUAGUGUCCCGGGGUUGGAGCUGGUCCUGGAGUUCAUCAAUACCUCGAAGGUGCAGGUCGCUAACGAGACUUUGGAAGACUUGAUUGAAACGGCCUCCUUUCUACAAGUAACUUCGAUUUUGAAGCUGCUUCUGUCGGAAAUAAGGUUGGACAAUUGCGUAGAGCUGUAUAACCUCUCGGAAAUAUACGGGACGCACGACUUAAGGAAUGCCUGUCUCAAGUUCAUGAGCUGUCACUACCAUCCCAUGUUGCGGAGAUCCGAGUUCCGCAACCUGCCAGCCGCUUUGCGCAAUCAGGUGAGGGAGAUGCGCAUGAAAGGCACCGCGACCCUAGUCGCGAUCGGAGACUUCAUAGGCACCUGCUUGGACUUGGCAGAACAGGACGAGCCGUGGUCCAUGCUCCGGUACGGAGAGUUGGAACAGCGCUGGAAACCGUUGGCCAACAACCUGCCGUCAGACAUGGUCAACGUCAGGGGAUAUGGGUCUGCAGUCCUGGACAACUAUCUGUUCAUAGUUGGAGGCUACAGAGUGACGAGCCAGGAAAUUUCGGCGGCCCACUGUUAUAACCCUUGCAGGAAUGAGUGGAAUCAGGUUGCACCACUGAACCAGAAAAGGUCCAAUUUCAAGCUGCUAGCAGUCAACGGGAAGCUGUAUGCCGUGGGGGGGCAGACUUUGGGGACUGUGGAGUGCUACAGUCCCGAACAGGACUGGUGGACCUGCGUUUCCUCCUUGCCUAACCCUCUGGCAGAGUUCUCGGCCUGCGAGUGUCAGGACAGAAUCUAUGUCAUGGGUGGCUACACAGCCAGAGACAGGAACACAAACGUGCUGCGGUACUGCCCUAUCUCUGACAACUGGACCGUGUUCCGCUCCUGCCCUGCCCACGUACGCAAGCAGCAGAUGCUCUCCGUGGAAGAUACCAUUUAUCUGGUAGAGGGGUAUACCCACGAGCUGGGGCCAGACCGACGGCGGGUCAGCCAGACGGAGGACAUGCUGACUGUGCAGUCCUACAAUGUGACCACAGGCGAGUGGCUCUGCUUGAAGGAAAACACCUCCAAGUCGGGCCUGAACCUCACGUGCACGCUUCACAACGACGGCAUCUACAUCAUGAGCCGCGACGUGGGCCUGCCAACCAGUCUGGAGCACAGGGUCUUCCUUAAGUACAAUAUCUUCUCCGACGCCUGGGAAGCUUUCCGCCGUUUCCCGGCCCUGGGUCAGAACAUGCUCCUCUGCUCACUCUACCUGCCCAACGUUCUGUGAGUCUGGCUGGACCAUGUAUUAAACGGGGCCCCCUGGAUUGUGGUCAGUGUUUGUCAUGGUUUAAGCUUCACCGAAAGCCGGUCGUCAUACAGUGGAUGCCGAGGUCUUGUUACUAUGCAGCCCGUUAGAUCUUGGUAGUCAAGCUGUAGGCCAAUGCUCUGCUACGCAAUGGAGGAACGCUCAAGGACUUUGAUCCUUCAGUUCCACUUAGACGCAAAGUGGGUGGGGACGCACAAUCUUACUGUACGUGUACGUAAACAAACCAUCGCAAUCCUCUUUUCUGCUGUGAGGGUGCCGUCCUCUUUGAGGACAGUCAUCUUGUCCAGAAGCUCUGUGCGACCACAAAGUACAGUUUUGUGGGCUUAAGGUUCAGAUGUGAUAGGGGCAGCCCACGAUCUUGCUCUUUUACUCAGCUCCAAGAUGUGUAAUGGACUGCCAGAAAGGAUGGCUGCUGUACC